AUGGACGCGCAGUACAACCCCAGGACGGUGGAGGAGGUCUUCCGGGACUACAAGGGCCGCCGCAACGGCCUCGCCCGCGCGCUCACCACCGAUGUGGAGGAGUUCUUCCGGCAAUGCGACCCGGAAAAAGAAAAUUUGUGCCUUUAUGGGUUUCCCAAUGAGCAUUGGGAAGUAAACUUACCUGCUGAAGAAGUGCCACCUGAGCUCCCAGAGCCAGCAUUGGGUAUCAACUUUGCACGAGAUGGAAUGCAGGAAAAAGAUUGGCUAUCCAUGGUUGCAGUACACAGCGACGCAUGGUUACUAUCUGUUGCAUUCUACUUUGGUGCUCGAUUCGGAUUUGAUAAAAGUGACAGGAAGCGCCUGUUUGGUAUGAUUAAUGAGCUUCCCACGAUAUUUGAUGUUGUUAGUGGGAAGAGUAAAACCAAGGCUCCGACCAACAAUAACCACAGCAAUAGCAAAUCCAAGUCCAACAAUAAAAUGAAAACCUCGGAGCCUCGGGCGAAGCAACCCAAGCCCCAGCUGAAGGAGGAAGACCACGAGGACGAAGCCCCGGAUGCGGGCGAGGAUGGUGGAGGCGCCGCCGGUGGUGGUGGUGGUGGCGGGGAAGAGCAUGGCGAUACGCUGUGCGGCGCGUGUGGGGACAACUACGGGCAGGACGAGUUCUGGAUCGGUUGCGACAUGUGCGAGAAGUGGUUCCACGGCAAGUGUGUCAAGAUCACGCCGGCCAAGGCGGAGCACAUCAAGCAGUACAAGUGCCCGUCAUGCAUGGGCGCCGUCAUCCGGCGAGGGGCGACCGGCCGGCCUCGCCGCGUAGUAGGACUGAGCUCUUAUUGCAGUCGCUGUAACAAAGUUUCCAGGCGUCAAGGCGCGUGCCCUUAG
Messenger RNA from Triticum turgidum subsp. durum (durum wheat), 879 nucleotides. The record is from the annotation of a GenBank genome assembly. Lineage: Eukaryota; Viridiplantae; Streptophyta; Magnoliopsida; Poales; Poaceae.